This is a messenger RNA of Hippoglossus stenolepis (Pacific halibut), 8671 nucleotides long. It is a transcript of the gene nbr1b, whose product is annotated as NBR1 autophagy cargo receptor b. Gene Ontology annotation, molecular function: ubiquitin binding. Gene Ontology annotation, cellular component: phagophore assembly site. Bases 181 to 3324 code for a protein of 1047 amino acids. The transcript has 23 exons. NCBI's taxonomy places the organism in Eukaryota, Metazoa, Chordata, Actinopteri, Pleuronectiformes, Pleuronectidae. Gene Ontology annotation, biological process: macroautophagy. The record is from RefSeq and is a predicted model, not a curated record.
UGGUGCACGGUGGGCGUGCCCAGGGCGCUGAUGUAAACACAAAAUACGCCUCAUCCCCCCGGUCGGAUAAAUCACAGUGGACUGGAUCGGCGAGAUUAACCCAAAUAGCCGUCGUUGGUCCGCGACAACGCUCCUUGUCUGUCGCGUGUAAUAUGCGUUAAAUCGCAGACAGGCGACGCCAUGGACUUCUACAUCAACCUGAAGGUGAAUUUCAGGGGAAAUUCCAAGAAUUUCCUCCUGUCGGGAUCUGAGACCAAGAGCUGGGAGUCGAUGGAGGCCAUGGUGAAGCGUUCCUUUGGCCUGUGCAGCCUUCAGCUGACCUAUUUUGACGAGGAGAACGAGGAGGUGUCCAUCAACAGUCAGGUGGAGUAUGAGGAGGCAUUGAAGAGUGCAGCGAGGCAGGGAAACCGACUGCACAUGAACGUGUAUGAGACUCGAGGUCAGUCCACGAGGGUCCCCGCCACCAAGGCCAGUGGAGCAGAGCCCAAGCGGGGCUUCAGACCCCCACAGCACUGCCCCACCUUGGCCCAGGUAGUCAGCCGCAAGGUCCAGGCUGCAGUGCCAGAACAGGGCAUGGUUAUCCUGAAAGAAGUGAAAGGCACCAAAGAAGAAGACAAGACUCCUCCAGCGUGGUUCACCUCCUACAUGGAGAAGUUUAAGGACCAGGUGGUUCGGGAGGCGGUGGAGAAGAUCUGCAGGGAGUUCUCUGGACAGUGCUGCAUCCACAAGCCCCUGGGAGUGGGAGGGGCAGCAAGUGGAGCAGGGGGAAGUAGAGGGGAAGCAGUAGCUGGGGCAGAGGCACAGCAGGUUCCUGAGGUGUCGUCCACCCUGCCUGGAGCGCCAUCCUCCUCCACUCCUCCCUGCUCCUCCUGCAGGGGACAGACCACUGGAGGAGGCUACCAGUGCAGUGUGUGUACGUCCUGUACUCUGUGCGAACCCUGCAGUUUCUCUCAUGAUCCCAGUCACAACCUGGUGAGAGCGAGGACUCCUCUGUCCAUCCCGGAACACGGAUCACCUGCCCCUGACCACAGCAAGUUCUACAGGCGAGGUGACCGCAGUUUCCGCAAGGCGGAGAAGCAGCGGCUCAAAGCAGAGAAACGCCUGCUUAAAGCUGAGGUCAAAGAGAUCCGCAAACAGCUGAGGAUGGAGAGGCGGGGCAUACAGUGGAGCUCUUCCCACAGAGAUGGAAGCUCCUCCCCCGUCCUUCUGCAGCCUCGAGCCACCCAGCACAACAGCCCAGAGCGUCCAAAGCGUCCCUGUCCGCUGGUGGUUCCAACCAUGACUGCUGCAUUUCUGGACGAGAACCUUCCUGAUGGAACCCGACUGCGUCCUGGGACUAAGUUUAUUAAGUACUGGAAGAUGAGGAACACUGGGACUAUCAGCUGGAGUGCUGAUACUAAGUUGAAGUUCAUGUGGGGGAACCUAGCGGUGGGAUCUGGGGACCGUUGGAGAGAAGUGUCUGUUCCCUUCCUUCAGCCAGGACAGGUCGGGAUAGUGAGCGUGGCUCUGUGUGCUCCUUCUGUGGAGGGCUCCUACACCUCCCACUGGCGCCUGGCCCACGCUGGGGAGCAGUUUGGACCGAGGGUGUGGUGCAGUAUUGUGGUCGACCCUCUGGCCCCUGCACCCAUGAUGGCUGAUGGGAUACUGGUGUCACCCUGUGUCACACCACAGGGUAAAAACCCAGUGGCCAAGGAUGGAAAAGCCUGUGCAGCUUCUAGAGAGCAGCCUCUAAUGUCAGUGGACCAGGAAGAGUACUUCAUCCCCUCUGUAGACCUGCUCACUGCGCAGGAUCUUCUCUCCUUUGAGCUGCUAGACAUCAACAUCGUUCAAGAGUUGGAGAGUGUCCCAAACAACACCCCUGCUGACAUGACUCCCUGCAUAUCCCCUCUGCCUCAAGAUGGCCACCUGCAGGACAAGAGCAGUCCAUCUUUGGGUCUGAUCCAGGAAGAGGCAGAGGUCAUCAACAGCAUCAUGGAUGUCCCCCAUGGGGCAGGAUCUGGAGCUGAGGGGGGCGGAGUCCCGGCUCAGGAGGAGGGGGAGGAUGAUAUCAGUGGCUCUCAGUUUGUUUGUGAAACUGUGAUUCGCUCGAUGACCCUGGAGGAGGCCCCCGACCACGCCCCUCUGAGAGGGUCCCGACCAGGGACAGUGGCACGUCCAGCUGCUCAGGGUGGCUCUUCCUCCUCCUCCUCUUCCUCCUCCUGCAUGAACAGCAAAUCACUGAAAACAGAGGAGACUCCAGACAGUAACCCCAGCAGUUCCAACAACACCCUGAAACCACCUGCUACGCUGAAGGCUUCCCUCCCUUCCCCGCUGAAAGCAUCCCUACCUGCUCCCACGUCUGUGGCUCUGACCCCGGGGCCAGGCCCCAACUCGGCACCAACCCUGCUUCCUGCUUCAGCCAGGGCCUCCACAGCCACAGAUGAGGUUGAAGAGUCCCACAUGGAGAGCAUCUGUGUCAAGCCCAGGGUGAAGGAGAGGGAGAAGGAGCCAGGGGAGGAGAAGGUGAAUGAAGGAGGGGAGAAGGGAGAAGAGAGAAGAAGUCGCUCCUCCUCCACCUCUUCAGAGGAUUACAUCAUCAUCCUCCCUGAUUGCUUCGACACCAGCCGACCACUGGGGGAGUCCAUGUACAGCUCUGCUCUGUCCCAGCCUGGUGACAUCUCAGCCCAAACCCCCACAGACCUUGAUACUCCGACUUCUGACCUUACUGACCACCCAGGCAGUACUGCUGAGGACGGGGGAGUAGCUGAGGCAAAUGAAGCUUCAGGGACAGAGUUGUCGGGCACCAGCAGUGCCAACGACAUGCUUUGUACAUCUCAAACGCUGGAUGAUGAGCCACUGACACCUGAAGUGGUGGCCCCACCUAAAGCCAUCGUCACACCAAGUCCAGAGAGCAGUGGAGAAACAGAUGCUGACACUGCUGCUGCUACUGCUGCUGCUGGGGAAGGAGCCGAGGGUUCUGAAUUGUACCAAACUGAGGAUGCCUCUGGUUCUGAACAGACUCAGACAGAUGACACUGGAGAUACUGAGGGCACAGAAGACAACCCUGAGGACCCCAGGCACCCAGGCAUCACCAGCGGCCUGGUGAAGGGAGCUCUGUCAGUAGCUGCUUCUGCUUACAAAGCUCUGUUCACUGGACAAGGCCCCACACAGCCUCCAGUGGACGCGUCCACCCAGGACACCAUGAUGGCCGUGCUGGUGGAGAUGGGCUUUGGGGACCGGUCACUGAACCAGCGGCUGCUGAAGAAACACAACUACAACCUGCUGGACGUGGUUAACGAGCUUGUUCAGAUGACCGACAAUGACUGGUACUCCACACGCUACUGACAAAAGAGACGAAGAUGUGCAGGAAGAAGGAGAUGGAGAUGAAACAUAAGUAAUGAUGAAUGAAGAAAGAGGAAGAAAGAUGAGAAGAAAGAAAAUCCAUAUCUGCUCAUCUAACUUUUUACCUUCAGCUUUCAGCCUAUCUCUCUUCUAACUGGUCCAGUUAAAUGGAGAGCAAUCUUGUCUUUAUAACAACAUACGGGGAAACAUUCCAGCAAGCAUCUCUGCAAUCCUGCAUUAGAUCAUCAAUUACCCACUGUCCGUGGUAUUAUUGUCAGUGUAGGCCUUUAUAGUGGAAGGGUGGUUCCUCUGCUGACCAAUCUAAUUGAGCUAUGUGUAGCAUAAUCUUUUGAUUGAAGCAAGUAAAGAAGUGGGUUUUAACUUCACAAAGCUAGCAAACAUGACGUUGUGUUAGGUUCCAAAACUAACCAGGUCCAACAAUCACAUUUAAUGUGACAUUGAGGUAAAUUCACCAACAUCAAUAUAAAAACGAUGGUAAUUAUUUGUUAGUAUUGAAAAGUCACACACACCACCUUUCUACUGUCCUCUUUUGCCCAGGACUGUGAUAAAGUACAUAUAUCAAGUAUUGCAUCCGCACUAAGAACAAUAGUCACUUUUGUCAGAGAAUGUGUACACAUGCUAGUCAGUCAUAGAAUGAAAAUCCACAUUAAGUUUAUUGUUUACUGUAUAUCAAACUGCAUAAAGUCUUAAUAUAAUUGCUUUUAUCAAGGCAUCCUGGGUGCUUGAUGGUUCCACUUGAGCGUCUGUCGUUUGUCCCUGAUCAGCUGCCCUAACCUGAUGGGCAUCGACAUAGUUACACAAAAAUCCAGUCCCACCAGAGUGUGGCUCACUUUUCUGCACAUCCUUGUAAAAAAUGUGUUAGUCACUGUUCAAAGGGAUUUUUAAUAAACUACUGUAGCUGGUAAACUAAUGGCUAAUGCUUUCACAACAACCCUCCUAGUUAAUGGGAAUAACAAAUAUAUUUCAAAACUCAAAUAUGUGGACUCACGUUAAAGCUACACAAAAUUUUAUUUGACACAAACAAUCUGACUAUAAGCAAAUCCAACGAUUACAUUUGCUCCAUAAAAAAAUAUUGAUUUCACUGCGGAAAUCAGAAGUUUUGAAUGCUGGUGUGAUUGGGUGGGAAGGUUUUAGGCUUGGAUCUGGUUCAGGUUUGGUCAUUGUCAAAUGUAAUUUAUUAGAAACUGUCUGUCUCACUGUGACGUCAUUUGCAUCCGUGCAUCGUGUGUUACAUGUUUUAGGCAGAUACAGAAUGCCCAUAGAGGUGGAGUAUGGUCACUGCCUUGCAUAAGCCAGGCAAACCAAUGGUUAGUAAUAGUUCAAAUAAGCAAAAAUUUAGCUAUUGUGCUUGGCUAGAUUCACUAGGUUUCAGAGACGUGGACAUGCAGAUGAUUUCUGUCUCUUAUUUCUCACACACUGGAAGAUGAUGUAAAUUUGUCAUUAGUCAGCAGAGACUACUAUACUGUUUAUACAUAAGCAUAGAUUCAUUUUAAUAUAUCUGGUUUUAUUUGGCUGUUUAUCAAUGUUGCAAGUUAAGAAAGCAGGACUGCUUGGUUAUAACCUUAUCGCAUAUGAACAAUGCCAAGAAGCAAUUGCUGUAUGUCAUGAGCCCCGGAGCUUGGUACAAGGUGAUUAUCUGUUCUCAUGUAGGUUCAAGUUAUCUUAGAUUGUGGCUGCUUUUUUAUUUAUAUUAUUUUUGUUUUGUACAUUUUGUCAACAUCACUAAAGAGUAUAUAGGGAUGUAACGCACCUAUUACUGGACUAUAUGCAUAACCUGCUGUAUGAGUAGAUGACCACUGAAAGCAGAAGAACAUUCCCCCAAUGUGACUUUAGAGUAUUUGCACUUAAAACUUAAAGGACACAGGGACCAUUCAUUAUACGUACAACUAACUUUUUCCUCCAACUGACUUUCCCUUCUAUCACACAUUGUUGUCUUGACAGUCAAGCCUCUUCCCUGAGUUAGUUUGUUAUUCUGAACAUGUUGGCUGUUUCUCACAGUAAGGAUUUUCUCUUCUGCUCAGAGCGAAGGUCUCAGAAUGCUUCAAAUGAACUGGUUCAUUCAAGUCAUCUGAUGCAAGCGUUUCUACCUGCUCGGAGAGGCCACACUCAAUGGUGGGGUAUUAGUGUCUUACACUUUUGGACAGUCACCCCUUUGAAUCAUUCCUGGUGUUCAGCCCAAUUGUUUAUACAAAAAGGUUGUGUAAAGAAUGAAAAAAACAAAUUGUGCAAAUUAACCUCUAUAUCUUGCUCUUGCCAUAAUUCUCACACUAUUUUGUUAAGUCACAAAAUUUGUCACAUUCACAAUUUUGCCAUAGGAAAGGGCGUUAUAGACAGUUUGUUUGGUUUGCUUAUAGGCAGGUGUGAGAGACAUUAACAAGCUCUGGCACAGACUUAACACAUCAUUGUGAUUUCAUAAUAGAUAAGGGUUCUCAGCAUGAAGCAAAUAGUUUGAUUUCCAUGGCAACACAGAUGCAUGCCAGGAUGGGUGUUUGUGUAUCAGAUCAAAAAAUGAAAAGAAAUCAGACAGAAAUGUGUUGAGUUCAUGCCCCCAUCAAUGUACUUUUAAGUAGGCGACAUGUAGCGACUGUAACAUUGUGGUAAAAGGUGCCUCUUUUAGUGUACAUCCUAUUUCUAGCUGUUCAUCGCCAUUUAGAUGGAUCCCGCGGUGAUGAUGCAAGAUCACCAACACUGUCCAAUGAAAAAGUUACUUGUCGGUCUUUGUGAUGUAAUUUUUACAGCUUUUACUUUGCUUGUAACUACAGUACAGUACACAGAAAUACAGGUGUGAAAGAGGUAGAUGACUCAACAGUUCUUUGUUUGAAAUAUAGAUGGGACUGAAGAUAAAAAUGAACACAUCUCACUUUCGCUUUUUCUUCUUUUAACAUCGGAGACGACUUAGAGAGGCUGCUCAAAGUAACUGUUUAGCUGAGUUAGAAUGAUUACAUUUAAUGACUUCAAACGGCUAUGUUGAGUUGAAUCCCCUAUACAGUGUUCAUAUAUGUUCAUAUUAUUUUACACUCGUGUUUUGUGUGGUGUGCUAAGGUUCGGGGUUGAUACUGCUCAUCCUUUGUCAGAGCACUUUAAGAGUAUGUACAGGAUAGUCUUUCCAAACUUUAACUGGAAUCAAACAGUGUGUAACAAUGUGAAAUGUUUUUUUGUUUUUUUUUCACAAAUGUAUGAAUAUACAGAACCUAGUUGGAAGCAUUGACUAUCAGUUAUCACUAGUUUAAGUUAAGAAUUGAGAUUUGUUUUUUCUUUGAAUGCUUGAAGGCUGUUUGGAAAUAUAAAAAAUCUGAGCUGUGGAUGUUGUAUUACCAGGCUUUUGUGUGGUGCUUGAAUUUGCUCUGCUGGAUGUGUGUGUUAGUGUUAUACUUUGUAAGAAAAGUUACCAGAUUGUUUUAAGGAUUGUCUUUUAGUUUGCACGUGAGAGGACUUGAAGAAUUUGUGGUUGAAGUUGGAACAAAUCCUUUAAUAAAACAGCACUUGUUGUAGGAUUAUGAUCAAAUGUGUGCUGGUACCAGUGUCAGUGCUAAAAAAGAAAAGCUGUAAUUUCUCACAUACUCAAAGGAAUAGUUCAAAAUUUUGAGAAGUAUUCUAGUUUAGCUUCAUCUAAAGUCACAAUAUACACCUACCAGCACCUCUAAAGCUUAGUAGAAAGCAGAAGUAACUUUGUGGAGCUGAGAAGUUGCCCAGAACAUAAUAAUAAUAUUGAUGAUGUUGAGAUCAGAGAAAAUAGAAAUAUAAAAAUAGAUAUUGGCCUAAUCACAGUAGGUUUGAUAUCUGCUAAUUGGAAAACUUUAUUUUAGAGAACAUAUGCCAGAAAAGAUGCGAGAGGUGAUUUAACAAUGGUGAAAAUACAUCAAUAGAUUAAAUGAACACAAAGAGAAAAUAUGCUUUGUACCAAAUUUAGCUACUAGUUUAUUUCCACUUGUAGUCUCCUGCCCAUGGACAGGUUAACAAACAUCAAAUCCUGGUGACAAAUCCCUUCAUCUCCACUACAAAUGGACCAAAGGAAGACUACAAGAUGAUAUAUUUAAUCGAGUACAGGUCAGGCUCUACUCCUAAGAUUGCAGGACAUGUAAUGUAGCCAUGAUGCUCCUGCUAACAUUGUUAAUGGCUCUUUGUGUAGAAUUUAGUGACAUCUAGUGGUAAAGUUGCAAGUUGUAGCUGAAUACCCCCUCACCUCACCCUCCCCUUCCAAACAUGAAAGAGAACCUGUAGUAGCCUUCAGUUUUCAUAAAAACUCAAAAGGUGUUUAGUUUGUCCAGUUUGGACUACUGUGAAAAACAUGGAGGCCUUGAGAACCUGCUCGGGAUGUAAAUAUAAAGUAUUUAAAUAUAAACGGCCCAUUCUAGGGCAGAGAGCCACAAUUUGUACAAUUUAGAUAAUUACACAUUGUGAAAACAUCACUAGAAUUAUUAUAUAUUCAAUAUCUGCCAAUAGAUCCCUUUCACUUAAAUCUUACACACUGAACCUUUAAAAACGGGUAUAUUAGUUCCCUAACUCUCAGCAGGAGUGGAGAGCGGAUUCCUCUUAAUUUUGAGCUUCACAUUGGCUGUGAAACAGUGAUGUAAUGUCUUAGCAGCUCAGCCACAGACUUUCUAUCUAAACUCCUGACUAACUUGACUUAGACAGACUAGUAUGGAUAUGUGGUGAAGAUUUUAAUGGGACAUUUUCCACUCAGCAUGGCUCAUUUUACGAUACCCGAGUAUAACUGCCAUUGAGAAUACAUGAGUACAGUCUUACACAAAGGUUGAGUUCAAUGUUGAGUUCACUCGGCCAAUCUUUCCUGCAUGAUGUUAAGGGACUGUGAAUGUGGUGUUACCAACAAAAUGAUGUAAAAUAAUCAUAAAACAUUGAUGUAAACAUGUUCUGGUGACAAGAAUUUAAAAAGGAAACAGGGAAUUUAUGAUAUUUUGUCCUUAUUUGGGGGUGUCCAAUUGAGUUAAUCUCCCCACUCAUUAUAAAUUCCUGCAGUAAACUGUGUUAGUAGCUUCACAUCAUGAAUACUGCAGUUUGUUCUACGUUUUGCAUCACAUUUGCUCAACUGAAUCUCACCACAGCCCCCUUAAAAGACAGUAUUCCUAAAGAAAGCCUGGUGCACAUAUCCAAACCAAACCCCUGUGUAGUGAAAUGGAGUAUGUGCACCUGAUGUGGAGGGUUUUAGGCUUUAAUUUAAGACAGGGCUGGUGAAAUAUUUUCAUACUGGGUUAAAGAAACAAGUAUUUAAGGAAGAAGAUAAACGCUGGAUUGUUCGAGCUUAUUUUCUAUAUUGUACUGUAUGAACAUGGUGUACAUAUCUGUGUCCAAUUAAAGUCAAUGCACUUGA